AUGGCUUGUACUGCCGAGGGUCGCAGCGCUAAUGGAAGGAGCUGCCGCCACACGCCCGCAGCCAACUUGCCCGUUCGCCUCGUGCGCGAGAGUGAAGCCCCCGGCACGACCAGCAGCCCGGCGGAAAUGACGAGGGGCCUCCUGCCACCCAAAAUAUCUCUCCGCAGCCCUCGGGUGCGGGGCGCGCGCACCACGAGCCCCCCGCCCGCUCGCUGCCGCGCGGUCCCGCCCCCGGGGCCGACGGCAGCCGCGCCAGGCGCCGGGCCGCCCCGGGACGGAGGCGGGCGAGGAGCGCGUGCGCGGCGGCGGCGGCCGUGGCGGCGGCCCGGGUUCCAACCUCGGGUCGGUCGGUCAGCCAGUCAGCCAGUCAGUCAGUCAGUCAGGUGCCGGCGGCGGGAGUGCGGCUCCGAAGGGCCUCUGAGCGGACGUGGCGGCGGCGGGACGGGCUGCCCACCAGUUGAGCGCCGAAUGCUGAGGCAGCUGAGGAGGAAGAUUGGAAAAUUAAGGAUGCUCAUACCAAGUGGAAAAAAUCAUUUAUUCCCACUGACCAAGAACUGUAUCCAGAAAGAGAGAGAGGCAUGCCAAAUCUAAUGGAUUCCACUUUUCGCUGUGUAAAUAAGACAGCGUCGUGCCCAGAGUUCCUCUCCUCCAGAGGUAGAAAUAUCCGAGAAAUAAUAAGGAAGACGGUGAAGGAGUAACACGUGGAGAUCACCUUCCUCUCCACAAAUACAUCAAAAAUACAUCUACAUGUGGAACAACUCCUACAGAGCACCUACUGAAUGCUGGCAGAAGACCUCAGACUUCCCAAAAGGCAAGAAACUCCCCACAUACCUGGG
Globicephala melas (long-finned pilot whale) is the source of this 836-nucleotide messenger RNA. RefSeq names its product translation initiation factor IF-2. The record is from RefSeq and is a predicted model, not a curated record. Lineage: Eukaryota; Metazoa; Chordata; Mammalia; Artiodactyla; Delphinidae.